CACUUACAGCCAUCCAUGAGUGUAACCAACUCCUCUGCCUAUCGAUCGGAGCGUAGUUUCCACCAGACUUCAUCCUCAACUACGUCCUCUGGUAACCCAUACAUGGAGAAGAGCCGGGGACUAUUUGCUGAGGACUUUGGCUCGUUCAUGAGGCCUGGGAGCGACUCCUUGGGUUUUUCCAGUGGAGCUGGAAAUAUCAAGACUCUUGACGAUUCGUACCAGUUCACAGUUGACGUGCGAGAUUUCUCCCCUGAAGACAUCAUCGUCACCACAUCCAACAACCAGAUAGAAGUCCGUGCGGAAAAGUUGGCCCAGGACGGUUCAGUGAUGAACACUUUCACCCACAAGUGCCAGCUACCCGAGGACGUGGAUCCCACCUCAGUGACAUCAUCAUUGGGCACCGAGGGGACCCUCACGGUCCGGGCACGGCGAAAUCCAGCCAAGCAUGAGCUCGUACAGACCUUCCGCACCGAGAUCAAAAUCUAGAGAUGGUCCGAUCCGUCACUUCCUGUGAUUUCAUACCAUUUCCUGUGCUUCUUAUCCUCACUGUCAUCAUUCAGUUUUACUUCAAACACUCAGAGAGCUGACACUGUGCUCUGUGUGACACAAUGCCACUCUGUUGCUGCUCAUUUAUGUGUGUGAGUUAGCUCAUCCCGCACAUACACAACGGGACAUACACAUUAAUUUAAGGAGACACAAGGGCUUGGAGCACCAUUUUGCACAAAGAUGUAGACACACAACCCAUCAGUUAACUUCUCCCCUACCCCUCCCAGUGUUAUUCUAAAACUUACCAGUCACUUCUAAAGAUGAUAAGUUAUUGUAUAAUAUUAUUUGUGUGAAUAAAAUGAUACUGCUUUGACAAUAA
This is a messenger RNA of Haplochromis burtoni (Burton's mouthbrooder), 865 nucleotides long. RefSeq names its product heat shock protein family, member 7 (cardiovascular) (gene hspb7). NCBI's taxonomy places the organism in Eukaryota, Metazoa, Chordata, Actinopteri, Cichliformes, Cichlidae. The record is from RefSeq and is a predicted model, not a curated record. Gene Ontology annotation, cellular component: nucleus; cytoplasm. Gene Ontology annotation, biological process: heart development.